Messenger RNA from Enterospora canceri, 612 nucleotides. Lineage: Eukaryota; Fungi; Microsporidia; Enterocytozoonidae. The record is from the annotation of a GenBank genome assembly.
AUGUCAGUGGAGCAGACUAAGAUGCCAUCUCAAUCUGAGCAGACUGCUGCAACUACUACCAGAUUCAAGGGCGGUGACAUCGUAUGGGCCAAGUACGAGGAGUAUUCCCACUGGCCAGGACGCAUUGCGUCAGAGCACAUAGCAGAGGCGUAUCUCUCCCACAAGGACGUCGACGUAUCAGACAGCUCCUACUGCGUCCUCUUCUACGGCAAGGAGCUCACGUAUGGGCUGGUGGAGGCAGACAUGGUCGAGGACUACAGGGGUGGAUACAGGAGACACAAGGACAACUACGACGACGCAGACUUCAAGGAGGCCAUGCGGAUGGCAGCACUGAAGGAGCAGUUUNGAGGAGUAUUCCCACUGGCCAGGACGCAUUGCGUCAGAGCACAUAGCAGAGGCGUAUCUCUCCCACAAGGACGUCGACGUAUCAGACAGCUCCUACUGCGUCCUCUUCUACGGCAAGGAGCUCACGUAUGGGCUGGUGGAGGCAGACAUGGUCGAGGACUACAGGGGUGGAUACAGGAGACACAAGGACAACUACGACGACGCAGACUUCAAGGAGGCCAUGCGGAUGGCAGCACUGAAGGAGCAGUUUGUGGAUCCACCACUUGA